Lytechinus pictus (painted urchin) is the source of this 2904-nucleotide messenger RNA. RefSeq lists its product as uncharacterized. Lineage: Eukaryota; Metazoa; Echinodermata; Echinoidea; Temnopleuroida; Toxopneustidae. Bases 1 to 2904 code for a protein of 967 amino acids. Gene Ontology annotation, biological process: DNA integration. Gene Ontology annotation, molecular function: nucleic acid binding. The record is from RefSeq and is a predicted model, not a curated record. The transcript has a single exon.
AUGAUGUUCGAUAAGUGGUACAGAUCACUGAAAGUUGACAAAGACUUUGUUCACCUUAGGGAAGUUGUCCUAGAAGAAUUAAAAAAGAGUCUUCCUUUUGGCAUUAAAUCUCACUUAAAUGACCAUAGAGUUACUGAAGUCAGUACAGCAGCCAUAUUAGCUGAUGAAUUUAAGGUCACACAUAAAGAUAGUGGAUAUAGGCCUCCUUUCAAGAAUUAUUGGAAAAAGAAAGGUAAAGGGUCAUUUGAAUCCCACAAUAAACCUGGUGAGGGAAAAUAUGCAAAGAAGGACAAAGACACUAACAAGAAUCAGGCUAGUGGGGGCACAGAAUCAACCAAAAGGUCUGAGAGUCGUAGUUCCCAAAUUUGUGCUCAUUGUCAUAAAUCGGGAUAUUUGAAAGAAUCAUGUCGGAAAUUGGUUAGAAUGCCAACCAAAACUAAGAAAGACAUUGGUUUUGUCAAGCCAACAAGUGUUCCCUCGAUGGAGUUUGUCCCAUCAGAACCUAUUCAAGAGGUUGAGAGUGUUUAUCUAGUAUUUGCUGAUAAAGUCAAGCAGGUUGAUGAAACCUUUAGAAGCUUUUUGUAUGAUGGUGAAGUAUCCCCUUGUUCGGCUGGUGCUGCUGGUAGGUCAGUGGUGAUCAUUAGGGAUACAGGGGCUGCACAGUCCCUGAUGGUGCCAGGGGAUUUGGCUCUUCCUCCGGAGAGUUCAGAGAAUGCAAAAGUCUUAAUUCAAGGUAUCGGCCCAAAUUUCAUGUCGUUUCCUUUGCAUAAGGUCAACUUAAGGUGUGACCUAGUUAGUGGUCCUGUGACUGUUGGUGUCGUUCCAGAAUUACCCAUGGAAGGUGUUGAUUUCUUGUUAGGUAACGACUUGGCUGGAGAUAGAGUUGUUGCAUCUACAGUGGUUUUGGAGAAGGCGGUUGAGGUAGCUGAAACCGAAUUGUUGCAGGAAGAUUUUCCAGGGCUUUUGCCGGAUUGUGUUGUUACUAGGUCUCAGACUCGUAGAGCUGAAAAGAAUGAUGCGGAUUUUGCUGAUGUAGAGGAGGGUACUGAUGUCUGGUUAGCUGAAACCUUUUUCAAGGGUUUGAAUGGGGAAAGUGUUGAAGGCUCUGUUGCUAACAAUGAUAGUUUGUUUAGUAAAUCCUCCCUUGUACAGGCCCAACAGGCAGACCCAGAAUUGAAAAGCUUGUCACAGAAAGCAUGUUCUGAGGCUGAGGCUGAUAAGGUUCCUGAGUGCUUUUAUGUCAAAGAUGACAUAUUGAUGAGGAAGUGGAGGCCUCCCCGGAGACCAGCUGAUGAAGAUUGGUGUAUAAUUCACCAGGUAGUAGUUCCUCCCUGUUACCGCACAGAGAUUCUGAAAAUGGCUCAUGAGUUACCUAUGGCAGGUCAUGUCGGUACUCGGAAGACAGAAGAUAGAAUAAUGAGGCAUAUCUAUUGGCCCAAGAUGCACAAGGAUGUGGUGCAUUUCUGUAAGACAUGUCAUACAUGUCAGAUUAUUGGUAAGGCACAGCCUUCUAUCAAGCCUGCUCUAUUGAUAACCAUUCCUGCAUUUGAUGAACCUUUUACUAGGGUUCUUGUUGAUUGUGUUGGACCCUUACCCAGAACGAGGUCGGGACACAGAUUUCUCCUGACGGUUAUGGACUUGUCUACACGUUUUCCAGAGGCGAUACCCUUGAGGAGUAUCACUGCAAAGACAGUGGUACAGGCGUUAGUGCAGUUUUUCACUCGGUAUGGUCUGCCUAAGGAAAUUCAGUCUGACCAAGGGUCAAAUUUCAUGUCAGGAAUAUUUCAGCAAGUUAUGAAGGAGUUGGGGAUAAAGCAGAUCAAGUCCUCUGCUUAUCACCCACAGUCCCAAGGAGCGUUAGAACGCUAUCAUCAGACCCUGGAGACCAUGAUUAGGGCUUAUUGUGAAGACUAUCCCGAUGACUGGGAUAAAGGGAUCUCAUUCCUACUGUUUGCAACUUGGGAUUCCCCUAAUGAGUCCACGGGAUUCAGUCCAUUUGAAUUGGUCUAUGGUCAUGAGGUUAGGGGCCCCCUAAAGCUUAUCAAAGAGAGGUUUAUGGUUCAGGAUGAUGAUGUAAACCUAUUAGACUAUGUGUCAAAGUUUAGAGAAAGGCUCUCAAAAACUUGUUAUGGGGCUAAGGAACACUUGAAAGUGUCGCAGGGAAAAAUGAAAGCUCAAGCUGACAAAAAUGCAAAAGAGCGAAGUUUCAAGCCUGGAGACAAAGUGUUAGUGUUAUUGCCUUUGCAAGGUGAGCCCUUGAAAGCUAGGUCUAGUGGUCCCUACAUAGUAAAAAAAAAAUUGAAUGAUGCCAACUAUGUGAUCAGUACCCCUGAUCGAAGAAAGUCUCAAAGAGUUUGUCAUGUAAACAUGUUGAAAGAAUACUUUGAGCGAGAGGCUAGUCAGCCAAUAGGUACAACACAGGUCAACGAAGACAAGAAACAUGUAGAUGUACAUGAAGAUGAAUGCUAUGGAAAGACAGAUAAUGAAUUGUCUUAUACAGAUGUAUCUAAGAACGAACCAUGUGGUGUAAAGUUGUCUAACUCAGAGAUGCUAGGAAAUAUGGAUGAGGCAUUAAAACACCUGCCUGAAGAUCAGAGAAAUUAUAUAUCUGGCCUGUUAAGAGAAUAUGAGAAUUUGUGUAAAGACAAACCAGGUCGUACACCUUUAACUGUACAUGAUGUAGAUGUAGGUGAUGUAAAACCUAUCAAACAGAAUCCUUAUAGGCUCAAUCCAAGCAAGUUGGAAAUGGUGAAUAAGGAAAUACAGUUUAUGUUAGAUAAUGACAUAAUCGAACAGAGUCAGAGUAGUUGGAGUUCUCCUAUUGUAAUGGUUCCAAAGCCAGACAGCUCUCAGAGAUUUUGCAUUGAUUACCGAAAGGUAAAUGCAGUAACUAAAACUGACUAG